AUGUAUCCUGGACGAAAAUACGAACAGCAAUACGGUAAAAAACCGAAUAAUUCUGGUUAUCCAGGUUAUCAAGCACCUCCGCCUCAACAACCGGCACUUCAGCCUCUACCACCUGGAUGGAUAUCUCUGUAUGAUCAUGCUAGUCAAAAGUAUUAUUUUGUUACUACUGGAAUUUCACAAUGGGAACCACCUCCACCAAAUCAACAAUACUAUAGUCCACCUUCGCAACCACCUCCAAAUCAACGUUAUAAUGCUCCUUCACAACCACCUCCAUAUCAACAAUACAAUAAUGCUCCCUCACAACCACCUCCAAAUCAACAAUACAAUAAUGCUCCUUCACAACCACCACCAUAUCAACAAUCGCCUGGUACAGCCUAUAACCAACCUCAACAAUAUCCGUCCCAAGGCUACGUAAUGUAUCAAAAUCCGAAUUUACCUCCCCCUUCAAAUUAUGUAUUAUCAAAUUGUACAGGACGCAAAAAGGCUUUGUUAAUUGGAAUUAAUUAUUUUGAUUCUCAAUUUGAAUUGAGAGAUCCUACAAGGCGUCCUCUUAGAGGAAAUAUUAUAGCUGCAAUGAAUUGGCUUGUACAAGAUGCAAAACCAAAUGAUUCGUGUGUAGAAGAUCUUGACGGCGAUGAGGAUGAUGGAUUUGAUGAAACCAUUCUUCCGCUUGAUCAUGAAAAAAGUGGUCAAAUAAUUGAUGACGAGAUGCAUGCUAUAAUGGUGAGACCACUUCAACCUGGUGUAAGAUUAACCGCUAUAUUUGAUUCGUGCCAUUCGGGAACUGCGCUUGAUUUACCAUACAUAUAUAAUACGCAAGGUGUAGUUAAAGAGUAUAAUGUUCUUGCCGAUGGUGGGAAUACUAUUAAGAGUGCUGGAAUGUCUUAUUUAAGGGGUGAUUUAAAUGGUAUAAAAACGAGUAUAAUGUCAUUUGGAAAGAAAGUGAUGUCUGGAAACAAGAUAGCAGAGCAAAAUAGGGUGAACAAAUUAAGUUACGCCGAUGUUAUUAUGUUUAGUGGGUAA
Molecule: messenger RNA, 1023 nt
Organism: Racocetra fulgida
Lineage: Eukaryota; Fungi; Glomeromycota; Glomeromycetes; Diversisporales; Gigasporaceae
Source: the annotation of a GenBank genome assembly